AUGGCAUUCAAGUUCAUCGUCCUCGCGGCUUUCCUCGCCGUUGGCAGCGCCGGAGUCCUUCCAGCGUACCACGUGGAGCACUCAGCUCCCCUUGUCUACGCACAAUCACCCGUAGUCAAAGUUGAUGCUGAGUAUGAUGCCCACCCGGAAUACACAUUCUCGUACGGUGUCCACGACUCAUUGACUGGUGAUGCCAAGACUCAAGAGGAGUCCCGUAACGGGGACAAGGUUGAGGGUAGCUACAGUCUCGUUGAAGCUGACGGCAGCAAGAGGAUCGUUCACUACACCGCCGAUGAUCACAAUGGAUUCAAUGCCGUUGUUGAGAAGCAGCCAGCAGUUCACUCAGCUCAUGUUGUGCACGCCGCCCCUGUUGUUCCUGCUGCAUCUGUUGUCCUUAAAUCUAGCCCAGUGUACCAUGCUGAACCUGCAUACAAAAUUGCAGCCCCAGUUGCUCACUCCUACAGCGCACCCCUUCUUCCCUCCUACAGCGCUCCAGUGGCUCAUGUCUACAGCGCACCAGUUGCUCAUGCCUACAGCGCGCCAGUUGCUCACGCCUACGCCCCAGCACUCUACCACCACUAA
Diachasma alloeum is the source of this 582-nucleotide messenger RNA. RefSeq names its product larval cuticle protein A2B-like. The coding region runs from base 1 to 582 and encodes 193 amino acids. The transcript has 2 exons. NCBI's taxonomy places the organism in Eukaryota, Metazoa, Arthropoda, Insecta, Hymenoptera, Braconidae. Gene Ontology annotation, cellular component: extracellular matrix. The record is from RefSeq and is a predicted model, not a curated record.